Xenia sp. Carnegie-2017 is the source of this 1296-nucleotide messenger RNA. Its product is annotated as DNA fragmentation factor subunit beta-like. The transcript is spliced from 4 exons. The record is from RefSeq and is a predicted model, not a curated record. Gene Ontology annotation, cellular component: cytoplasm; nucleus. Gene Ontology annotation, molecular function: DNA endonuclease activity. Gene Ontology annotation, biological process: apoptotic DNA fragmentation; apoptotic process. NCBI's taxonomy places the organism in Eukaryota, Metazoa, Cnidaria, Anthozoa, Malacalcyonacea, Xeniidae. The coding region runs from base 268 to 1272 and encodes 334 amino acids.
CAAUGGUGAGAUCGACGGUGCUUCGUUUGAUGGUUAAAUUCAUUGAUUUACCUGACAGGGUGAUCUUUUGCUGACGUUACUGUUGGAAACCAAUUAUUUGAAAGAAGAUAAUAAUGAAAUUUGUUGAGCCAAAGUGGAAAAAGAACUCAAUGAUUUUAAUCAUUGGUUUAGUUUUUAAUAUUAUGCUUAAUUAAUGUCCAUACCAGGAUCAGUUGAAAUAAUAUGGCAAUUUUAUAAUAGAAUUUUUCUCGUUAUAAGUAGCCUCUUAUGGGUACAAAUACAACAAAGCCUUUUAAAAUACAAGAAGUAAAUGGCUGCGGACGUGUGGGAAUAACGGCUCGAAAUCUAAAAGAUUUAAAAAGAGAAGCGAUAAAACGAUUAAACAUUCAUGAAAAGCACCAACCGUAUUUAGAUGAUGGAACAGCUGUUUUGACCGAGGAGUAUUUUAAACGUCUACCACCACAGACAUGUUUUACUUUUUGCCUUCCCGAUGAUGAAGAUAAUCUAGAAAUGGAUAUUCUCAAGUUGCAAGUACUGACAAAUAAAAUUGCAAAGAAGCUAUCAGGACAGGAGACUAUCACUAUUCAAGUUCAGGAGUUGCUCAAUGGAAACCAUUCACAACUUGUCAAUCAAGCUUUGUUGGAUUGUGUGACCACUCUUGAUUCAAAUAUUGAUUUGGAAAGGAGAGAGGAUGAUAGUGGUUGGUUUGAUGGAUUACAUGAAAAAUAUCAGAAUAAGAAUUCUGUCAUGAAAGAUGGGGCAAAGAAAAGAAUUAGGAAUUAUUAUCAACGUACCAAGGAAUACCUCAUUGACCAUGAGUGUGGUGGCAAUAACACAAUGGCUUUAUUGGAUCUUUUUCAUCAGGAAUUGUGCAAGAAUAAUUAUUAUGAAAACUAUUUUGCUCGUUCUGCCAAAAGUAAUGCUCGAAUUUGCGAUAAACUUGGCUGGUUUAAAUGUGAGGGAAAGUUUAAUGAGGAAAAUUGUGCAAAAUUACAUUCCAUCAAUCCUUAUGGUUCUAAAGAAGCACGAAUUGUAUUCAGUACCUGGAAUCUUGACCACAUAGUUGAAAAAUCGAGAGAGAUUUUACCAUCUUUAUACAAAGCCAUUAAGGAAACACCUAAAGAUAGUGAAGUUAACUGGAGAUAUUUCUAUGACCUUUUGUUCACAAAAAAAAAUUUGAAACUAGUUCAUGUUGCCUGUCAUGUGAAAGGUAUUCACACAAACAAGACUUGUGACAAGAAGAAGUUUUAUAUACACAAAAAAAAAGAGUAAAAAUUCGCGUCAUCUUGUGAAAAU